AUAUCAGCUCUAUUUCCUGUUCUGCGCAGUGGCGUCGAAACAAUAAUGGCGGUGACUGAUAAAUCUACGAAAGAGCGGUUAUUAUCGGUACUGGACGAUUUAGAAGUGUUAUCCAGGGAAUUGAUAGAGAUGCUUGCACUGUCAAGGAGCCAAAAACUCCCCCAAGGAGGCGAGGACACCCAGAUCCUGGAGCUGCUGGUGCAGCGAGACAGAGAGUUCCAGGAGCUGAUGGGGGUGGCCCAGGAGCAGGGCAAGGUGCACCAAGAGAUGCAGGUCCUGGAGAAGGAGGUGGAGAAGAGAGACUGCGACAUCCAGCAGCUCCAGAAACAGCUGAAGGAGGCUGAACAUAUACUGGCGACUGCUGUAUACCAAGCAAAGGAGAAGCUAAAAUCUAUUGAUAAGGCCAGAAAAGGGAGCAUCUCCUCAGAAGAGAUCAUCAAAUAUGCCCACAGGAUUAGUGCCAGCAAUGCAGUGUGUGCACCUCUCAACUGGGUACCAGGUGAUCCACGUAGACCUUACCCGACUGACCUGGAGAUGCGCAGUGGAAUGUUGGGUCACAUGAGCAAUCUGCCAACUAAUGGCGUGAACGGACACCUGCCUGGAGAUGCACUGGCUGCUGGCAGAUUGCCGGAUGUGCUUACACCCCAGUACCCCUGGCAAUCGUCCGACGUCUCAGUGGGUAUGCUCCCCCCGCACCAUGGCAACGACUUUGGACUGGAGCCCCCCGGCCACAACAAAGAGAACGAGGACGACGUGGAAGCCAUGUCUACAGACUCAUCCAGCAGCAGCAGCGACUCAGACUGACUGGCUGAGUGUCUGUCUGUCUGUCCAUCCGUCCAUCAGCCCGCCCAUCUGUGUGUGUGUGUAUAUCUGAAUCAUCAGCUGACUGUGUGUUGGGAAUUGGACACUCCCACUACCUCGUAGAGCCAGCUAUCCAUCACACCCAUAACCUAUACGAAAAGCUAGAGUUUGAUCACUCUGACCCUCUCUUUUCCCAGCUUGUUGAUAAAACAUUUGUACUAAAUUAUCUGUCAUCCCCAAUGUAAUACACUAUAUAUACUUUUGAAUGUGGACACCCCUUCAAAUUAGUGGAUUUGGCUAUUUCAGCCACACCCUUUGCUGACAGGUGUAUAAAAUCGAGCACACAACCAUGCAAUCUCCAUGGACAAACUUUGUCAGUAGAAUGGCCUUACUAAAGAGCUUAGUGACGUUCAACGUGGCAACAUCAUAGGAUGCCACCUUUCCAACAAGUCAAUUCGUCAAAUUUCUACCCUGCUAGAGCUGCCCCUGUCAUCUGUAAGUGCUGUUCUCUGGAGUGAUGAAUCAUGCCUCGCCAUCUGGCAGGCCGACGGACGAAUCUGGAUUUGGCGGAUGCCAGGAGAACGCUACCUGCCCGAAUGCAUAGUGCCAACU
Molecule: messenger RNA, 1413 nt
Organism: Salmo salar (Atlantic salmon)
Lineage: Eukaryota; Metazoa; Chordata; Actinopteri; Salmoniformes; Salmonidae
Product: mediator complex subunit 4
Biological process (GO): regulation of transcription by RNA polymerase II
Cellular component (GO): core mediator complex; mediator complex
Molecular function (GO): transcription coregulator activity
Source: RefSeq, a predicted model, not a curated record